This is a messenger RNA of Ixodes scapularis (black-legged tick), 687 nucleotides long. Its product is annotated as testis-specific serine/threonine-protein kinase 1-like. Gene Ontology annotation, cellular component: cytoplasm. Lineage: Eukaryota; Metazoa; Arthropoda; Arachnida; Ixodida; Ixodidae. The coding region runs from base 1 to 687 and encodes 228 amino acids. Gene Ontology annotation, biological process: microtubule cytoskeleton organization; protein phosphorylation; intracellular signal transduction. Gene Ontology annotation, molecular function: tau-protein kinase activity; ATP binding; protein serine/threonine kinase activity. The record is from RefSeq and is a predicted model, not a curated record. The transcript is spliced from 5 exons.
AUGAUUGCGGUCGGACGGAAUGUGGUAGUCCUCUCGCAUUUGAAGCCGGGGGACCUGAAUUUCUCGCAGAGGGUGCGGCGGCUGGACGAGAGGACGACGCACGUCUACUUCAUGCAGCUGGCCAGCGCUUUGGCGUACCUGCACAAGAACGACAUCGCCCACCGGGACCUCAAUUCCUUAUGCUUCACCAUCGUCGAGAUGCGAUGCUGCUCUCGUCGCCUUCAAACUCGUUCUCUUUCCGCAGCGAGCGCGGCGACCAAGAAAAAGGAGCUGAGUGCCACGUUCUGCGGCAGCGAGGCGUACGCGGCGCCCGAGAUCCUGCAAGGUAUCCGCUACCUGCCCAAGCGGGAGGACAUGUGGAGCCUGGGCGUCAUCCUCUACGUCAUGGUUACGGGAGACCUGCCCUUCGAGAGCGGCAACCUGCCCAGACAGCUCAGGCUGCAGAUGACGCGCGUCGUUCGCUUCCCCAAGGUGCUUCCGUUGAGCAACGAGCUAAAAAACCUCAUCCGCUGCAUGCUCGAACCUGUGAUCGGGCUUCGGGCGAGCAUGGGACGAGUGAUCCGUCAUCCUUGGAUAAGGCGGUAUCCGAGCCCAUUCAAGGAGCUCAGCCGGAAGAUCUACCAGGAAGGGUCGAGGAGGCCGGGUACUCCUGUGGCCCCAGUCGCGUGCUUCGAGAACGGCGUCUGA